AUGGAGCCGCUGGUGGACUACGAUGGCUACGAGGGCUGGGGCGCGGACGCGACGACGCUCUUCGAGCUCCUUCAUGCGCCCACCGCAGAUGCGCCGCCGGCUGUAGCACCGAGCGCAGGUGUGCGCAAGCCCAUCAACGAGGACGACGACACGAGCUCGGACGCGAGCAAGAAUUCGACCGCGCAGCAGCGGUACCGCAAGCGCCAGAAGCGCGAGCUCGACUAUCUUCGCGAGCAGGUGGCCGAGAUGAGCGCGCACCUCUCGGUGCUCAAGAGCAUCCGCAGCAUGGAGACAGAUCAGAGCUCGUUCUGGGAGAAGAAGGCGCGCGUGCAAAAGUUGAGCAGCCAAAAGGCCGCGCAGGAGAACACCCGGCUAAAAGAAGCGGUCGAGGAGCAGCUCAAGAUCGCCGAGACGCUGGAUCAGCUGCUUGUCAAGCGGCCCAAGCUGGCGGCCUUUCCGACCAUGGACAUGGUCGAGUGGAAGAUGCGACGCAUGCCGCUCGACGAUGCGGGCCGCCACGCGUGCUUUCACGCGCUCAUGGCCGACGUCUACGACCGCGCGUUCAAGGUUUCGGCCAACACGGCCGAAGACGCGAUUCUGAUCGACGUUCAGGCCGUGAGCCUCAUUCCAUCGCACUUUAUGGAUGCCGGCAUGCACAUUUGGUCGAUUUGGUGCGAUCCCAACCACUCGGCGCUCAAGGGAAUCUUCGAAUCCAAGACGCUCGAGACUUUCGGCGACGACACGUCGUACCUUGAGCAAAUCGAGUCGCUGCGCGGUGGGCGGCCGUACCUGCGCCGGCUCGCGGCCAUGAAGCGCUUUGUCGAGGACGACCGCAUCGUCUUUGUCAUGAACACGGUCUUGCACGACCCCAAGCAUCCACCUGUGGACGGACUAUACAGUGGCAAUGACGUGGUCACACUGGUGCUCGAGCGCGUGAGCGACACCGAGUCGCGGCGACGUCUCUGCCUCCAUGGACAGCUCCCGAUCGCACCGCCGCCCGGCAGUCCUCUUGUCUCGAACCCGCGGGAUCUCAUCUGCGACUUUAUCUUGCACGAAGUUACCCACACGUUCGAUGUGCUCGACCAAGUGAUGCAGUGA
Molecule: messenger RNA, 1098 nt
Organism: Saprolegnia parasitica CBS 223.65
Lineage: Eukaryota; Oomycota; Saprolegniomycetes; Saprolegniales; Saprolegniaceae
Exons: 5
Coding region: 1-1098 (365 amino acids)
Source: RefSeq, a predicted model, not a curated record